Rotaria sordida is the source of this 1998-nucleotide messenger RNA. NCBI's taxonomy places the organism in Eukaryota, Metazoa, Rotifera, Eurotatoria, Philodinida, Philodinidae. The record is from the annotation of a GenBank genome assembly.
AUGUACGAAGACGACAACGAAUGUUUACCAAUACCUCGACGUUCGUUAGUUAAUCGAAUAGUAAAUCAUUUUGAUUCCGAUAAUGAAAAUUCUCCCUUCGAACAACGACAAUCACGUUUAUUUCUUAAUACCUCUAAUAGUACAGAUAGUGGUGUUGAUGAAAAUAUUCAAACAUCUAUAGAAUUAAUUGCUUUAUAUGAAAAAACAGUUGAAUUAGCUGCAAAAAAUAAAAUCAAUGCAAAAAAUGCAUUUCAUUUUCCAUUUGUUGAACGAUUACCAGAAAUAUUAGACAUUAUUGCAUUUGAUGAUAAAACAGAUUCUUCUCAUGAUCAUCAUGAACCUAAUUUUGCUAAAGCUGGAUCAGUUAUUGAUACAAGUGCAAAAAUUUAUGGAUAUCGUGUUGAUGCUCUUCAUACAGAAACACAAAAACUUAAUGGAAGUAUUCAACAAAAUGAUGAAGAAGAAUUAAAUAUUACAAAUACUGAUCAGAUAGAAAUAACAAAAAAAUUAACACAACGUAUUAAACCAAAAGCAAGCUCUUAUCUUGUUACAGAUUUAUCAACAAUUUCAAUUCCAUAUGAAUUUGAAUUUCAUCCAUUUCAACCAUCAAAUAUGUGUCAAUGGCCAGGUGGUGUCGGAAUUGAUUCAUUAUAUGCAGAUAUGAUUUCAUAUACAAUGUAUUCAUCAAGUGAUUUUCCUCUUAUAAAUGGUUUCAUUAAUUUAAAUAGUCAAAUUAAUAAAGAAUAUGAUGAUAAAGAAAAAAUACUUGAUAUAACUUCGAAAACAAUGUAUGAUUUAACUUCAUUACGAGAAGUUAUUAAAGAUAAUGAAGGAAAAGAUCAUAUUCUUGGAUGUCAAGCAUUACGAGAAUUUUCAUUUAAUGAAGAUCCAACAGAAUCUUAUAUUGAAACAAUUGAUGAAUGUUCAAUUAUUGAUAGUGUAUUAAUGAAUUCAUUAGAUAAUCAUGAAAUAUUAGAUGAAAUAUGUGGUAAUGAUUUAAGUGAAGUACGCGAUGAUCCUUCGACUUUCUAUUUUCAAGAAUUUCAAUCAGCUCAUACUUUUCCAACAACAAUGAUAUCUAUGGAUAUGACAUUAGCGAAUAGUAAAGUGUCAUUUGUUGAUCAAAUACCUCAACUACUUCGUGACAAAACUGAUUUAUCAGAAUAUAGUUAUUUUGAUUCUCUUAAAUUGAAAUUAUUUGCUGGACCGUAUUUAUGGAAAUAUACAAAUUUAUUACCUGAUAUAAUUAAAUCUAUUUCAACAGCUGAACAACCAACAUCAAUAAGUCGUACUCGUAUUUAUUCAACACGUCAUUUUAAAUUGAAUUUAUUAAAUGAAAAACGAAAUCAAUCAUUAAAUCAUUUAAUGAAUUUUAAUUCAUGGAAUAGAAAAUCAUUAAAAAAACGAAAAAGAAAAAUUUUAUCAACAACACUUCGUCAAACUCGUAAAUAUUAUUUACAUGAAAAAAAUCAUUAUCAAUUAAAACUUUCAAGAAAAUUACGUCCAUUAACAGAUUUAUCUUGUUUAAAUUAUUUUCCUGAUUAUAAUCUACAAAAUUUAUUCAAUACGAAUGAAAAUUAUUCAAUAAAUAAUGAAAAUAAUUAUAAUUUUGAUCCAAUGGAUUAUGAUAAUCCAUUAUCUGAACAACCUCAAUAUGAUUUUAGUCGUCCAAUACAAUAUGAUAAAAUUGAAUAUGAUAAAAAUUUUGCUAAAAUCGAUGCAAAAAAACUUCAAAUUCAAUUAUAUGAUGAAUAUAAUCGUCAAUAUACAAAUACAUCAAAUUCCGUAUCAUUAUCAACAUUAUGUGUUAAACUUAUUGAUCAAGGUAUAAUUUCAUAUGAAAAAGAUCAAAUUGUAUCUGCAUUUUAUUGUAUGCUAAAUAAUUGUAAUAAAAAUCAUUUAUAUAUGAAAUCUAAUUCACAAAAUGAUGAUCUUAUUAUACAAAAACAACCGUUUGUUGAUUCCACACAACUUAUUUAUUCACAUUCAAUAGUUUAA